Owenia fusiformis is the source of this 1023-nucleotide messenger RNA. The record is from the annotation of a GenBank genome assembly. NCBI's taxonomy places the organism in Eukaryota, Metazoa, Annelida, Polychaeta, Sabellida, Oweniidae.
UAGAACAUGAUUCUAUUUAUCGGCUUACUGAAGUUCAAGGGCACUUCAGAUGAUGACUCAUAACCGAAACCUUCACAAUAAUAUAAAGAACUAGUUAGCUCGAGUUAAAACAUAACUUGAAAAUAACAGAAGAGAACACAAGCUAAACACAGAGACUUUAGACAUUUAAAAAACUACAUCAAUAACUGAAUAAUGCCAGUUCAAAUGAAUUGCUGAUUAAACACCUACAGUGAAUAGUAACAUGCCACUUUUAUAACAUUCACAAUGAUAUGAAACGCGAAACGGAUAACGAUUUCUGGGUGAUGUGUAACGAGAAGUCGCCAGUCUCGUGCAAAAGGGCGAACUACAUCCUCACGCUCCUCGAAGAGAAGGGUCUUCGGGGAUACUUCACACCACGUGAUGCCAAAAAUAAAGACUCCUUAAUAGAAAUCACAGAGGCAGUUGACAAAUGUAAAUACAUUCUCAUUGUCUUUGAUGAGGACUUCAAAAAGGACAACUUCAAUAUGUUCACACAAGAAAGCGUCUUUAAAAAGCUUAUAGAUACGGGGCAGCUUCCUCGGUUUAUCCCCCUGGUGAUUGGAGUCAAAAGACGAGAAGCAGUCCCCAGUUAUAUCCCUAACUUCUGCCUGGAGUUCAAUGAUGAUUGGAAAGAAGAUGACAGGCAAUUUGCCCGACUGGAGAGCACCCUUCGUUCAGAGCCACCUAUGUCUAUCUUUGGAUUCUGAAUGACAUGUGAGGAUAAUACCCAAACAAAAAUGAAUGGAGGGUCCCCAGAGAAAGUCACCCAAUAAUUACAUUCAAGAUACUACACCUCAUAAAUCAUCUACAUUUACAAAGUAGUGGGAAUCCCUUUGUAUAGGACAUAUGGGAUACCUGAUAUAUUAAUACCCGAAAAAAUAAUAAAAGGAUUUUUACAUGCUAUUGAAUAUUAAUAAUGCCAUGACGACAACCUCACAACUCCAUAUAAGAAAAAACAACUUUCCAAGAAGGAGAAGGAAUCAGAACAAACAAAGAUGCAAAACU